GUGUUCAUUCCUUUAGGCAUAAAAAACAUUUCAUACCUCUCUAGUCCUUGAUUAUAAACUUUCUUCAAUGGCGACAUCUUUUGCACCACAAAACUCGUUUUCUCUAUUGUUAUUAAUCAUUGUCAUCACAGCAAGAACCAUGAAUUUGAUGACUGUAGCUGCAACUUGGUGUGUAGCGAGGAGUACUGCUACCCCAGGUGAACUACAAGUAAGUUUAGACUAUGCAUGUGGACAUGGAGCUGACUGCAGUGCCAUUCAGCCCGGUGGAAGCUGUUAUGAACCAAACACCAUCUACAAUCAUGCUUCAUAUGCUUUCAAUAGCUACUAUCAGCACAUGCAUCAAGCCCCUGACUCGUGUUCGUUUGGUGGCACAGCCACCAUUGCCCUAACUGAUCCUAGAACCAUGAAUGUGAUGAUUGUAACCGCAACUUGGUGUGUAGCAAAAAAUACUGCUAGCCCAGAUGAACUACAAGUAGGAUUAGACUAUGCAUGUGGACAUGGAGCUGACUGUAGUGCCAUUCAGCCCGGUGGAAGCUGCUAUGAACCAAACACCGUCCAAAAUCAUGCUUCAUAUGCUUUCAAUAGCUACUAUCAGCACAUGCAUCAAGCCCCUGACUCGUGUGACUUUAGUGGCACAGCCACCAUUGCCACAACUGAUCCUAGUUUUGGACAAUGUGUGUACCCUUCUCAAAGGCUUACUGAAGGAGCAAGCACAUCAAUCACAAUGCCAGCAAAAGACAAACAAAGCGCAACCAUUGACUCCAAGCUUAAAACUUUCUCCGGGCAACGUAUACAUUAAUAGUUGUAUAUGUGCAUUAAUUACUUUGAAGAUGUACUCUUAAUAAAAGAAUAAUAUUAUUAGUUUUUGGUCCUAACAUUUACCAUAUGUUUGACAUUGGUCCCUCGUCAGAGUAAAGGUGGGCUUUAGUCCCUAACUUUUGUCAUAAGGUUUGGUUUUAAUCCCUCCGGAGAUUUGGGUCAACACUAGAGCUCCGGUGGCCCAUGUGACA
Molecule: messenger RNA, 1010 nt
Organism: Lotus japonicus
Lineage: Eukaryota; Viridiplantae; Streptophyta; Magnoliopsida; Fabales; Fabaceae
Product: PLASMODESMATA CALLOSE-BINDING PROTEIN 3-like
Exons: 4
Coding region: 68-799 (243 amino acids)
Source: RefSeq, a predicted model, not a curated record